This is a messenger RNA of Ictalurus furcatus (blue catfish), 2098 nucleotides long. RefSeq names its product E3 ubiquitin-protein ligase TRIM39. NCBI's taxonomy places the organism in Eukaryota, Metazoa, Chordata, Actinopteri, Siluriformes, Ictaluridae. The record is from RefSeq and is a predicted model, not a curated record. Gene Ontology annotation, molecular function: protein binding. The transcript has 11 exons. Bases 39 to 1355 code for a protein of 438 amino acids.
CGGACUCAGCUCCUGGAAAACUGGUAACACUGCACAAGAUGAAGGGGAUUCUUAAAGACAGAACACAAAAGAAACUGAAUGCUGUGGUCAAUGUGGAGAUGCAGAGCCACUCGAUCGGAGCGGUGCGCUGGAAUCUUCCGGAAGAAACGGUGCAGGUUCACAGCUCAGCUCCCAGCAGCCCUUUCAAGAACAGCAAGAGCACGUCUUCACGCUCACAGCAAAGACACCAUCAGAAGAGCCUGAAAGACCUCCGGAGCCUGCAGGAGUGCAUCAGCUUUCUCAACAGCUGGGAGCUACAGGUGGCACAAGUCUGUAAGAAAGGAAGCGAUGGUGGAGAUGAGUGUGCUUCGGGUGCGUCGGAUCGGCACGAAGACCCUCGAACCGAGCGCAGUCUGGAGGAGAGCCGCAAACUCAUCCUGCAGUGGGCUGAUGAACUCAAGAGCGUCGACAAGGUAUCUAAAGAGAGCCCGUGGCUGCAGGAGAGGUUCAAGUGCAGUGAGGAUGAUGAGCAGAAGAAGGAGGAGCAUGGAGAAGUGGUGCAGCAGAGGGUCAUGGAGUGGGCCAAAGAGCUUCAGAGUGUCUCAGAGAGCUGUGGCAUGCUGGGAGAUGAGCUGCCGCAGAUGCUUCGUCUGCUCGGUCUGAGGAAGAAGAGGCUCGUCUCCUUGAUGCCGCUGCUCGAGUUCAUCACCUGGUCUUUACUGAAGGACGACAGCAAGGACCUGGUUUCUCAGCUGUGGCUUUCGGCAAAGCAGCGCUCCUGGGAAGCAGGCACACAACAAUACAUCCCCAACUCCGUGUGGUCUUGGAUCACCAGCGCAUCAGUCAAUGUUACCCUCGACCCGUUGACGGCCCACCCCUGGCUGCUGCUCUCCGAUGAUCAGAAGAAGGUUCAGGAGGGUUUGGAAGAAGCCGACCUGCCGUACAGCCCACAACGCUUCGACAGCUGGCCGUGCGUCCUGGGCUGGAUGGGCUACACGAGAGGCCGCAGCUAUUGGGAAGUGGAUUUAGCGAACAACGGCUACUGGAGAGUCGGGGUCACCACGGCGUCCUCUAAGAGGCACGGACGCUUCCCUAUGAAGCCUUCGAAGGGUUACUGGGUGCUGUGGAGGAGCACACGACAAUUCUACGCCUGCACGGACCCCGAGACGCCGCUGCCUGUCACGCUGGUGCCAAAGAAGAUGGGAAUAUACAUCGACUACGAAGAGGGCCAGAUCUCUUUCUACCACGUGGAGAACAAAUCGCACAUCUACACCUUCACGGGGCAUUUCCACGGGAAGCUCUACCCGCUCUUCGCCCCGCUGGACGGGAGGACUGUCAUGACGGUAUCCUGUCCUGAAGACGACAGCGCUUCAUAAAUUCUUUUCCUUGUACAUAACACUGAACACUUUAUCAUCCUGUGCCAAAUUCAGCAUAGAUUUUCACCGUAGUAGCAUUAUUUAAUAUAUUUAUGAUGUCCGUUUGUCUUGAGAUAUUCUCUGCCCGCAUGAUACUUCCUGAAUUUCUGACUUUCUAUCCGUGUUCAUUUAUUACUGCGAUUGCUGCUAGACUGCACUUUAUUUUACAAUUAUUCAUUCUCCAUGUGUUAGAUUGAACAUCAUUGCACCAGGGCGUGCUUAUUAUAUCUAUAUUAAUAUAUACAUAUAUUUUUUGUUUAAAAAAUCAUAUUUUUCAUAUUGAGGACAUCAUAGUAACACAUGGAGUUUUGUUUUAUUAGAAAUCUGUUUGCUUUAUUAUUAAUUAAUAGCAUUUUAAUGCUAUUCAGCCUUCGAAUUUGAGUAGUUUUCUGUAAAAAAAAAAACAAAAACAAAAAAACAACAACAAAAAAAAAACAACAACAAAAAAACAACUUUUUUGUGAAAUCCUGUACAGACAGCCCAUAAUACUGUAUCUCCGGAACCUAAUUCAUCACAAUAUCGAUGUUCUGUCACUGUAUUGUCUGGCUCUAUUUACCUCCAUCCUGUUUUUGUCAGGAAAUCAUUUCCUUCAGUAUGUCAGAAGAAUAAUUCCUGAUUCCUGGCUACCUUCUUAAAGAAGGCAGGUUCUUCAGCCUCUUUAGGUUCUUCAGCCUCUUCAGGUUCUUCAGCCUCUUCAGCCUCUU